Messenger RNA from Cryptomeria japonica (Japanese cedar), 1330 nucleotides. Its product is annotated as E3 ubiquitin-protein ligase RING1-like. Gene Ontology annotation, molecular function: ubiquitin protein ligase activity. Lineage: Eukaryota; Viridiplantae; Streptophyta; Pinopsida; Cupressales; Cupressaceae. The record is from RefSeq and is a predicted model, not a curated record. Gene Ontology annotation, cellular component: cytoplasm. Bases 259 to 1188 code for a protein of 309 amino acids. Gene Ontology annotation, biological process: protein ubiquitination. The transcript has a single exon.
GCCUGUUUGCAUGCCCCUGCAUCUGUCAAACAUUGUGCGGAGUGAUUGAAUGUAAAAACUCUGUUCUACUACCUAAUUUUGACACGGCUCCCUUCCGAAAGCCUCUAGAGGCUUCUGCUGUUUCUGGGUCUUUUCGGGCUUAGUCAUUAUAUACCCUCCGAAGAUCAGUUUUCUUUAAUAAAAAGCCUCAGGAAGCAGGUUUUCUGUUCGGUUUUCUUUAAUUUCUUGUAAUCAAUUUCCUGCCAAAAGGCUGCAACGAUGAGUUCGCAGUAUUGGUGCCAUCAGUGCAACCAGACAAUUGUGCCAAUGCUUGGAGAUGACAUCUGUUGCCCGCGCUGUAAUGGCGGAUUUAUUGAAGAAUUGGAGGCUCCAGAACAGAGGCAGGCCGAGCAGCAGUCUCCGAUUGGACAAAUGGACCCGCGAUUUUUGGCCCUUUUAAGCGGAGGAGGGCUUAGGGCACCAAGAAUGGUGGUGAUGGAGCAGCCGCCUGUAAUGAUGAGGGUGAUGCAUGCUUUAGGCUCUGCAAUGGCGGAGCUGCAUCUGAGCGAGGAGGCAGAGCAGGAAGAAAAUGGCGGCGGCGGCGGCGGCGUGGUGGUGGUGGACCCCAUGGGUGUUCCCCUGUUUAUGCUUCAGGGGGCAAAUACAGGGGCUUCAGUUUCACCGCUUGUUUCAGGGACCCUGGGGGACUAUUUCUUAGGGCAGGGUAUGGAGGCUCUGCUGCAGCGUUUGGCGGAGAAUGACCCCAACCGUUACGGGACUCCCCCGGCGGCUAAAGAGGCUGUGGAAGCUCUGCCUGUGGUGAAAAUUACAGAGGAGCAUUUGAAGUGCGAGCUGUCUUCGGAGUGCGCGGUUUGUAAGGAGGAAUUUACAGUUGGGGAAGAGACACGUCAGCUGCCAUGUAAGCAUUUGUAUCAUGGUGACUGUAUCUUUCCCUGGUUGAAGAUGCACAGUUCUUGCCCUGUGUGCAGGUUUCAGAUGCCUUCAGAGGAGGGGUCAGGUAAGGCCCAAUCUGAGGAGUCCACGUCGGAGGGAGAGAAUGGGAACGGUGGAAGCAACGAUGGGAAUAACAGUAACAGAUGGUUUAGAAUAUCUAUGCCGUUUAAUAUCAUUGGUAACCUUGUGUCUUAUGUUCUCAGACAUGGGAAUGAUAAUAACAGCAACCAACAAGGUAACAAUGGGAAUAAUUAGGCUUAGCAGGUGCAAGUCCUGGGGUGAAGGGUUUUCAGCGUUUUUUUUGGACUACCCAGUUGGGCUUUAUUUGUAAAUAUCAGAUAUGGAAUUGGAAAAAGAAAGGAAAUUACAAUUAAUUGAUUCAAUUUGUUUAAUGUAA